AUGUCCGGGGAUGUGGCCAGACACUCAGGCCCAAAAGGCAGCCGCGAAAAGUCCAUUUUUAAUCACUUUCUUCGUGUCGCUACUGUUAAUAGAAACGAGAGUGUUCUCGGUGAAGAUUCAAUUUCUUAUAAAGUUAAUCUGCGGCGGUUGGGGGUCUUUGUGGAGUGGAGCUCUGGAUGGCCCCCUCCAGCUCCUGAUUCAUCACUGUUCAAUCUGGCCGAGGAACACACUUUUAAAGACCCUGGGAAGAUACCCGGGGAACCUGAGGUGGUGAUUCACAGAUUAAGAAUUACUCUAACCAGCUGCAACGUGCAAUCAUUGGAGAGGGUACGUGCUGACCUGCUCAGAGACGCAAAGGAAAAGGAUCUCGUCGUGAAAGGACCAGUUCGGAUGCCUACCAAGACUCUGAGAAUCACUACAAGAAAAACUCUUCGUGGUGAAGGUUCUAAGACUUGGGAUUGUUUUCAGGUGAGGAGCUGCAGGCGACUCAUUGAUUUGCACAGUCCUUCUGAGAUUGUUCUGCAGAUUACUUCCUUCGGUCUCGAGCCAGGAGUCGAGGUUGAAGUCACCAGUGCUGAUGCUUAAAUCAGCUUUUUGAAUGAACUGAUUAUCGGUUGUUAUAAAAAAAAAAAAAAGAAAGAAAGAAAGAAAAAGAAAAAUCAGAGGGAUAGUGCAGUAACUCAUCAUGAGAUGACUAUGGCAAAGGCACAGGUGUUGAAGCCAUACAGACCACUGUUCAAGUCUGAAACUCUGCCACUUAUUAGGAUACUUUGAG
Messenger RNA from Lynx canadensis (Canada lynx), 775 nucleotides. RefSeq names its product 40S ribosomal protein S20-like. Gene Ontology annotation, molecular function: structural constituent of ribosome; RNA binding. Gene Ontology annotation, biological process: translation. Gene Ontology annotation, cellular component: cytosolic small ribosomal subunit; ribosome. Lineage: Eukaryota; Metazoa; Chordata; Mammalia; Carnivora; Felidae. The record is from RefSeq and is a predicted model, not a curated record.